This is a messenger RNA of Mytilinidion resinicola, 507 nucleotides long. RefSeq lists its product as uncharacterized. Lineage: Eukaryota; Fungi; Ascomycota; Dothideomycetes; Mytilinidiales; Mytilinidiaceae. The transcript has 2 exons. The record is from RefSeq and is a predicted model, not a curated record. Bases 1 to 507 code for a protein of 168 amino acids.
AUGUUUUCGGUACUGUUUACCGAAAGUUACGGCGAAACCCCUCCUAGACCAGACAAUGAAAACGCCAGCGUGGUAGGAAAUCGCGCAGUUCGAAAAGAUCCGAACAUCAGCGUUGUGAAGCACAACGAGUUAGUGUACUCGCAGAUUCGCCGCUUUAUAUCUGUUGAUAACAAACACGGGUUUUGCUACGCCUGCCCAAUAUUCACGUACGGAGGGCAAGGCACGCUAAAGAGGGGCUGUAGACCCGAAGACCACUCCAUCGUCUACUAUGCUGGACUUCAGAUGCCCACGCCCCUUCCAGGAGAAAUCAGAAUCACGAAGCCUCCUAUUGGGGUUAUACCCACAGCGAACGAUACUUCACUCACACAAAUGGACGUUGCUUCGCGCCUCAACUUCGGAAAGGCUUACUUGAUAGAAUACAACGUGAAGGUGAAGGAUCACGGGAAAGUCCGCGCCGAAGACAUGGACACUCUGAUCUAUCACUAUAAGAAGGAGCUGAACGGGUAG